CUCUCACUACCCUCUCAGCCAGCGGGGUAAACAUUAACCCAGCUGGGCAUCUUGACGUGCAGACCACCGUGAAAGCUCCCAGACGAUCAUGGCUGGCUGCGCGUGGAUCAGGCUGCCGGCGCGCGUCAGGCACCCCGCGCACCUGCGGGCCGCCAGGAGGUUUUCAGAAAGCGGCGACAAAGGCUGGUUCCGGUCCUUGUUCGUGCACAAAGUCGACGCCAGGAAAGAUGCUCACUCCAACCUGCUGUCAAAGAAGGAGACCAGCAACCUGUACAAGAUUCAGUUCCACGACGUCAAACCAGAGUGCCAGGAUGCCUACAACAGUCUGGAGGCCGAAGUGCAAAACAAGCUCCACCAAGACCCGGACUACCCAUGUGAGGUAGUAGGAAGCUGGAAUACCUGGUACGGAGAUCAGGAUCAAGCUGUGCAUCUGUGGCGGUACAGAGGAGGUUAUCCGGCCUUGACUGAAUGUCUGCAGAAAUUGAAGACCAACAAGGAAUAUUUGGAGUUUCGGAAAGAGAGGGCAAAAAUGUUAAUCUCAAGGCGAAACCAGCUUCUUCUUGAGUUCAGUUUCUGGAACGAACCCCAACCGAGACAAGGACCAAACAUCUAUGAACUGCGCACCUAUAAUCUCAAGCCAGGGACCAUGAUUGAAUGGGGCAACAACUGGGCGAGGGCAAUCAAGCACAGACAACAAAACAACGAAGCCGUGGGCGGCUUCUUCUCGCAGAUUGGUGACCUGUAUGUUGUUCAUCACUUGUGGGCUUAUGAAAACCUCCAGUCCAGACAGGAAACUAGAGACUCUGCUUGGCUGAAGCAGGGAUGGGAUGUAAAUGUGUAUUAUACAGUGCCUUUGAUCAGAAGCAUGGAUACGAGAAUAAUGAUUCCCACCAAGAGUUCACCGUUACAGUGAGACGUUUGAAACUGCGAGGAGCUCGGACGCCACAAUCGACUGACAUGCCUGGUCUUACUGAUCCAUCUUUUGAAAUUCUUCAUCCUUUUUUUCCUUUUCUUUAAAUCUGCUGGGUGAUGUAUGUUACAUACAUCAAUAUUUCAUUCCUCAUUUACACUCCAGCCAGUAAUGAAACAACAUUUGUGUGUAUUUAAUUGUUUGAAAAUUCUUAUACGUUUACAUUUUAAGAUCCUUGACUUAGAAUUGUAAUGAACGAGAGAUGAACAUACUUGUGAAAAUGCAGAAUACGAAUAGCCUGAAUAAGUAUAUGUCUGGACAUGACUCUCACUGAAUAAGGUCACCUGACCUUCACAACAGUCCCUGUGAAACAGCUGUCGCAUAAAAUAAGGAAAUGCCUCAUUAUUUUUACUCCAGAAUAAAUGUUCAGGAAGAGUGCAAGACCCUGCUUGAAGCAAAUAUAUACUUCCGGUAUGUCAGAAUUUCAAAAUAAAAGCGUAAAGGAUGUAAUUAUUGAAGUAUUUAAUAAUAAAGUGAAGACAUUUUUAGACGACUAACCCCACCAAAAGCUAAAAAACAAUAAUUACAAACACCUUAUUGCUCACUGCAUUCGUUUUUGCACACUGUAUUGGAGUUUAAAUGAUCAAAAUGUCUUUGUUUAUAUAAGUUUAUUUUGUUAUGGUCACAAAUGAUUUUUUUUCAUAGAUUAAAUUCAGGUUUGAACCCUCCAAAUAAUCAAACUAUCCAUCUCCUGAUGUAUUUGUAUUUGUGCCUACGUUGACCCUUUGCCAUUGGUGUAUAAAAUGUAGAAAUAAUUAAAGAAAGUUUAAGCUUUA
This is a messenger RNA of Cololabis saira (Pacific saury), 1746 nucleotides long. RefSeq names its product nipsnap homolog 1 (C. elegans) (gene nipsnap1). The transcript has 10 exons. The coding region runs from base 89 to 913 and encodes 274 amino acids. The record is from RefSeq and is a predicted model, not a curated record. Lineage: Eukaryota; Metazoa; Chordata; Actinopteri; Beloniformes; Belonidae. Gene Ontology annotation, cellular component: mitochondrion.